This is a messenger RNA of Staurois parvus, 615 nucleotides long. The record is from the annotation of a GenBank genome assembly. Lineage: Eukaryota; Metazoa; Chordata; Amphibia; Anura; Ranidae.
CUGUCCGCAGUCUCUUGGUCAUCCCAUGCACUGUCCGCAGUCUCUAGGUCAUCCCCUGUACUGUCUGCAGUCUCUAGGUCAUCCCCUGUACUGUCCGCAGUCUCUGGUCAUCCCCUGUACUGUCUGCAGUCUCUAGGUCAUCCCAUGCACUGUCCGCAGUCUCUAGGUCAUCCCCUGUCAUCCCCUGUACUGUCCGCAGUCUCUGGUCAUCCCCUGUACUGUCCGCUGUCUCUGGUCAUCUCCUGUACUGUGUCCGCAGUCUCUGGUCAUCUCCUGUACUGUGUCAGCAGUCUCUGUUCAUCUCCUGUACUGUGUCCACAGUCUCUGGUCAUCUCCUGUACUGUGUCCGCAGUCUUUGGUCAUCUCCUGUGCUGUGUCCGCAGUCUCUGGUCAUCCCCCGUACCGUGUCCACAGUCUCUGGUCAUCCCCUGUGCUAUGUCCGCAGUCUCUGGUCAUCUCCUCUACUGUGUCCGCAGUCUCUGGUCAUCUCCUGUACUACAUCCGCAGUCUCUGGUCAUCCCCCGUACCGUGUCCGCAGUCUCUGGUCAUCCCCUGUGCUAUGUCCGCAGUCUCUGGUCAUCUCCUGUACUGUGUCUGCAGUCUCUGGUCAUCCCC